Symbiodinium sp. CCMP2592 is the source of this 570-nucleotide messenger RNA. NCBI's taxonomy places the organism in Eukaryota, Dinophyceae, Suessiales, Symbiodiniaceae. The record is from the annotation of a GenBank genome assembly.
AUGCGCUUCACCUUGGCCUAUUGGAUUUCCGUUAUGUUCCUCCUCGGUUCCAUCUUCUUCUGCUUGGGUUCCGCGAACAAGCUCUUGGAAGCUUACGGCGGAAGAAUCGUCCAGGUGUGGCCGAAUCUUCUGGGUGGUGUUGCCUACACUGUCGGCUGCUACCUCUCUUAUGUGCAGCUGAUCAACAUGCCCACGAGGAAGGCCGAGUCGCUGAGGUUGGUGUGCGCCGAUUGGAACAAGGUGUCGGAGCGGGUGGAUGUGCCCUCGACGAUCGGAACUAUUGCCUUCUUGGCUGGGGCGAUCCUCUUUCAAAUCGCCUGCGUGGCCGAUUUUGCGGAUGUUCCGACGCAUGCUGAUCUCUGGAUUGGUGUGCCCAACUUCAUGGGGAGCCUUCUCUUCACCGUUGGCGGCGUAUGUGAGAUCCUUCUCAACAGAACCGGGGGUGACAGCAAUGCCGGAGAUGACAUUGCUUGGCUUGCGUCCUGGUUCACCCUGGUUGGCUCGGUCUGCUUCGUCGCGAGUGCCGGCAGUGCCCUCUACGUGCCCUGGCAUCAGCCGCAGAAGCCCUAA